Molecule: messenger RNA, 6661 nt
Organism: Fundulus heteroclitus (mummichog)
Lineage: Eukaryota; Metazoa; Chordata; Actinopteri; Cyprinodontiformes; Fundulidae
Exons: 3
Coding region: 297-1451 (384 amino acids)
Biological process (GO): protein dephosphorylation; negative regulation of MAPK cascade
Cellular component (GO): cytoplasm
Molecular function (GO): MAP kinase tyrosine/serine/threonine phosphatase activity; protein tyrosine/threonine phosphatase activity
Source: RefSeq, a predicted model, not a curated record
UCAGCUCAGCUGGUGUGCAUUCUGGACCAACAUCAUCGCUUUACUCCUGCUGCCAGAAGCGACUGCUGGCGGCCGGGGAGCACGUCUGGACUCAUGUGAACCGGGCCUCCCCGAACCGCACGGACCCGACCCGCUGCCCCCCCGUGAGUUAGCCGUGCUGCUCGGCUAGCGGAGAACCGAGCCGCUAUCGGCGGCAGCGAUGUGAGGGAUGCAGCUGAAGUGUCGUCCGGCCUGGCGAAGAUGACGGGCCGCCCGAGCCUGCAGGGCGACGCUCCUCCGUCAGCGGGAGGCGCAACAUGGACGCCAAGGACGAGUGGACGGAACACAAGCCUGCUGGCCGACCCGUGAACCCGAAGGUGCUUUGCAGACGCAAUGGGGGAAUCGGCUCUUGUCCUAAUCUAACGAUGAGUAGGAGCGAGCACACCAAUGCGAGGCAUGCCCCUGUGGCCCUCACCCCCCAGCUGCCUCUCAGAGCCCAUCGGCCCCUGUGUGCGUCGGUCUCCUCCGACAGCAGCGGCCGCUUCAAGGCUCUGGAGACUCAGGAGUGGAAGAACAACCUCAAAGCUCAGAUGGAGCUGGCCCACAGUGCCGGAGCUGCCAGCAGCACAGGCUCUCUAGAGCGAGCGUCUAUGUUCUGCGCCUCGGCCUCCGCCACGUUGUCCGGCUCCGGCCUGCCCAGCCCCGUGGAGAUCAUCAGCAAGAGUAAAUCCUCCAGCCGCUUCUCUCUCUUCUCUCCGCCGUGGAACAGCAGCUCCGAAUCGGACUCCAACCCCCCGUCCCGCUCCGGCUCCAAGAAGCUGCGCAACUACAGCAGGAGGGCUGCCACGGGGCCGGCCGGAGCCAGGGCCCCCGACGUGCUGGAGCCCAAGCGCGGCGGCCCCGAACACUUCCAGUACUUUGAGCCGGUCAUCUCCAAAGUGACGGACUACAUCUACGUGGGCAACCUGAACGCGGCGUACAACGGGCGCACGCUGUGUCGCAACAACAUCGACAGCAUCAUUGACAUGAGCAGCGUUCCCGGCGAACAAGCCUCCUCCCUCAGCCUCAUCCCCUGCACCUGCUCCCGCGGCUCCCGGCACAGCUGGUCCCGCCUCAAAGUGGACAUCGGAGACAUGCCGGACACUCCGGGUCAGCACCCGGCUCUCAAGCAGGGCUGCUUCGAGGACAUCAACGAGUGCAUCAACGCGUCCACGGAGAAGAGGAAGCGCGUCCUGGUCCACUGCCGGGACGGUUUCUCCCUGGCGCCGACGUGCAUCAUACAGUACCUGAUGGUGAAGCAGAACAUGAGACUGAUCGCGGCGUACGAGCUGCUGAGGGCCAAGUACCCGGUCAACAUCAAAGAGUGUCACCAGAACGUUCUAGUGAGCCUGGAGCGAGCUCUGUGGCCUGGGGGGGAAGUUGACCCCGAGUGCUUCAAGCAGGCCCUCUCCCGCAAAGUGGCCUGGACAUGAUGCAUCCGACAGUCCCUUCUUUGUUCCUUCCUUGGUUUCUGACAGUUUCCACUAGAACAACAAUGGGCAGCUCUCCUUGUCCCUCUGGAUGUCACUGGAUCUUCUUCUAAUUCCUUCUGUAACUAUAAAUCGUUUCUUUUCCAGAUCUUUAAAUGGAACCUGGUUGGGAUUUUCUUCUCCAUCUUCCCUGGACAGGACGUACCAUCGUACCACAGCUCUUUGAUUUGACCGUCUUGUUAUUUGUGGCCGUAACGGUGGAUUUGCUUUCCCUGUCAAAGUUCUGUGUCAUGCUUUGUGUGCUGUUUUUCUAUAUCAGGGCAAAGGUUCAGUGGGCUAUCUCAGGAGACUGCUGAUGUCAAAGUGAUAAAGCUGUUCUUUAGCGCCGCUCGCCAGUAGAGGGAAGCUGCCUCCGAAUGUCGAGGCCAGGUUUACACGUCGAUCUUGGCCGAGUUGGACUGAGAAUCUAAGUGGAGAGAUACGUUCCAAAGAGCAAAAACCAAGGCGAGGGAGAUGUUGAAUUCUUUUCAGGCAUCAAAAACAUCAAAGCAGAUAAAUGUCAGGCACACCGAGCAUGCCGAGGGUUGACGCGCGCAAGUUAUUUAUCGUCUGGAUCAGUGGUUCCCAACCGUUUCCCAGUGACCUGGUUCACAUUCUGAUUGUUGUAGUUCUGUGCUGUAGGAGCAUUUUCAGAACCACUGAUAAAAACGUCUCCGCUCCUGUGAGCCAUAAUUACUGUCUGACUACAUUUAGCCAGUCAUGUUCUAUUUAAUCUAUUUUCUAGCUUGACACAAAGACCCGAAGGUGCAAAGAAGUUUCCAUCUAACCAAGUCUUAGCAAGAAUCAAGAAGAAUCAGAAUAUUUUAUUUGUUACUGAGGCGAAAUUUUUCUUUGGCUACUCCGGUUCACAUUACAGUUGACAUUACACAUAACACGGGCAAAAAAAACCCUGACAAACAAACAUGCAAUGAAUGAGGGUUACUUUUUAUUUUUAUUUUUUUAGCGUUCAGGAAUGUCACAGAUCAAGAUAAUGAGGUAGAUAUGCUAGGCAUGAGCAUAUUAUGUUAGGCUAUUAAUCUUCUUUUUAAGAAGUUCUACUUAGAAUAAGGGCCGUAGUCUGCCAGUGCUAUAAAACAUUUGCAUUUGGUAAGAGUUGUUGAAAUCAUGAUACAUAUUCUCAAAACAAGAAAUCCUGCUUAGCAUAUAAAUCUCAAAACAAGAUGAAAAAGACUUUGGCCAGAUCUAAGACGGUAAGACCUGGCUAGAUGGACAUUUUUUGCAGUUGUGUUUAUUGAUCUCAUUUAAAUGAUACGAGUCGGACCCGGCUACAUAGAAGAUGUUCCUAUGCUUUAGUUCCAAUCAGUUCCUUCUACUGUAGCGCAGUAGAGCGGCGCUGCACAUCGGCUGGUCCCUCGGGUCCUUAGCCAUGUGGAAAACCUUUUUAGCUGGCUGUGGCUCCUGCUGAGACCAGAUACAAGUCUUCAGCUGGCAGGUCUAUUUCUGACUACUUUAAACUGAGAAACAUGAUCUUAUCAACCUUUUUUAUCGAGCUCCUAUUUAUCCCUUUGAUUUUGUUGCCUACAUUUGACAUGUGCUGCUAAAUAGUUUUUAUGAGCCAUUUCUACGUGGGGUUUACGGAGACCUCCUGACAUGUGACAGUGGUUCUCGUUUGGAAUGAGACCGUUGAGAAGUGCUAACCCAGCUUCUGUCUGCAAGGCAUUCGGUGAAAUAAAAGACUUUCUGAGCUUUUAAAAUAAUUUUUGGGUUUCAGGCAUAAAGACGUUUUGUCGGCAGGGAAAGGAAAUGUCUACACAUGUGGACACAAUGCUAAAGUUAGUACAUGCUUAGCUUCACUAAGGCACCUUUUCACAGUUUUUAAGAUCAGCCACACCUUGAUUUUUGCUCAUAAUAACAUGCUUUAAUCUAAUCACACUUUAUUCAGCAAUUACAAACUUUACUUCAAUAAUCUUGGCUUAAUCUUAGAUAAUCUGUGGAUACCAAAUUAGCUAUGUUUAACAAAAGGGAAUUUACAGUAGUGAACCCAGAAGAAAAGAAGGUUCCGGGGCAGAGCUGGGGCUGCUGGGCUUAAGAGGUUAAGGCAUUUGGACUGCAUCUGAUCAUGUUUAGAGGUGCAUCGCAAUAAAUUCUAAGAAUAAUUUAGAUCACUACGUUGACUACAAAGAGUCACAAUUUUAUAGUUUAUUACACACGGAUAUAAAUAUGUUUGAGGACUUAAUCUUUGUUUUUCAUCCCUGGUUUUUGAAGAGGAAGUCUUUUAACUAAAAUAUGCACGGACCAGGGAGCCAUGUCUUAUGGCGUUGUUGCUCCAGUGGUUUCUCAGAUCCAAAUUCAGCCCAGCCAGGACGUUUGGAGCAAUGCACACUUCCCUCCGCUUACAAACUUUAUGAAGAUGCUGAUUCCAUUUCCCUGGAUUUGUUGCUCCCAAGACCUGGUGUUGGAUAAUUUAAAGUGGAUGGAUGGAUGGAGUGCAUAUAAUAUACAGAACAUGGUCAUGCUUCUGCGCAGAGCCACAUUGACCUGAUCGAUAUUAACAUUUUCUGAAAAAGAGGACUUUGGGCCGGCCGGUAGCUGUAGUCACGCUGUAUAAUGAAUCUGUACAAUAUGAGUUUCACUUUUUAAGUGGAAUUGCUAAAAUAAUAAUCUUAGAAUAAUCUGAACACCCCCUGUGUCCUUAGACCCCUCACCACGCUGGUGCUGACACGCAUGCUGGUUGGUCCUGGUGCUAGUAGACCAGCCGAAGGCAGGGACGAGUCAGGCCUGGCAGUAAAGUCCCGUCCCGAAGGGUUGGAUCCCAGCUCCACGCUUCAAAUGAACACGGUAGUUAUGCCAACCAGAGAGCCGUCGGCAGAGCAACCAGCAGGUCCGCUGAUGUAGCGUUCAUACGUUCAGUCAAUGAAACAUCAUUAUUCAGACCUCCACACGUUCGCUGGGUUGUUUUAGUUAUUGCAAUUACAAGGCUCACCUGUCUGGUUCCGACGAGACGGUACCAGUGCCUCUGCAGCCAGUUCACGGUCCGGAGCGGCUCUGGGUCCGUGGCUCUGUUUUCACACAGAAGCUGCUUGAUGCAUUUUUGUCCAGUAUUCCUUUAAUGUCAAAAAGCUGCGAUUAACCUUUACUUUUACCUAACAAUAUACUGGUUCAGCUCUAGUCAUGGGCUCAAAAGUAUGUCCUAACUCCUUAUUUUGAUGUUUUGUUAUAUUUAUGCCAAUAUUCCCAUCUGUCAUCUUAAAGUACCCUAACCAGGUUGAGGCAAUGAAUCAGCAGUCGUGACUCGCUGCUGUUUGGUCACCUGCAUUCAUGGUAAAAUAGCUUUUGCCCUUUUAAGUUGUCUUUUUCCUGCAUUUAUUGUUAUUGCGAUGCACCUUGUUCACAAAUGGUUCUAUUUUGACUCUGUGUUUGAUGAAUGAAGGAGAGGUGCGGAUAAUCUAAACUUUGCUUUGUGGUCAUGAGCCCUUGAGGACAAUCAGGUAAUUUUAGAACCCGUUCAAGACCGCGCCAUUCAUGCUUUAAACGUCAGAGCUGAAAGCGGGUGCACUCUUUUUAGCAAGGCUGUAACUAAAUCAGAAACAGAGUUGUUCUCCAUUCUGCUUGCAAUCCAGCUAAAACAUUAACCGGGAGGGAAAACAAACUCUGAUCACAGGUUUUAUCGCAUUUAGUACCAGAAAAUCUACUAAGGUUGGUAUCAUGCAUCCAAACCAGCCUUUCCACUGUUGUUAAAGCAAUGGGGUCAGGUCUUUUUAAACUGAAAUCUACACUACGGCGUACGAAGUAAUGGUGUAAAAAAAAAAAAAAAAAGUUCCGUUAAGCAGGUGAAGAAGUAACGUAGGAGUUUUGUUUCCCACCUGAGCCGUAGAUGUGCAGCUCCUCCACAGCGUCCCUGAGCCUCUUUGCUGCUUCUCUGAUCGCCUGGAGUUUGGGUUUAGUUGAUCGGCGUGGUCUUGGCGGGUUUCCCGUUGUGCGUAGGCUCCUUACGUUUUCUGAUGAUGUCGGGGAGGGGGGGGGGGGGUUGGGGGUUAAAGCUUGCCGUACUGUUUUAUAAGCCACACGUCUCCACUGAGUGAUCUCUCACCUCUGCUAUGUUUUCACUUCAUUGUUUGUGCACUAAAAUUCUCACAGAUAUGGGACUCACCUCCUGUUUUAAAGUGAGCCAUCACUCCAAAAAAUGCUUUUCUUAUUGCCUUGAGGAAAAACAAACAAGAAACAAUGGAAGGCUGAUUAUAGUUUAUUAAUGUUUCAUACUUGCAAUAUUUAUUGGUGUUCUGGUUCUAAACUUCAAGGAUUUUUGUCAUUUCAAAAUAGGUAGGUAGAUGUCGUAGUUCUGCUGCAGCUCAUUUUGGAAGUGGAUAUUUUGACCCGGCUGAAAUAAAACUAGUCGUAGCUGAGGUAUCUUUCAUCACCCCAAUCUUUAAACUAUACCUCUAUAAUAACACCAAUUCAGUACUUUUAAUUAGCUUGGGACACUCUUAUUUGUACAGCCUUAAGUGAAAUGCAAUUUUUAGCAAUCAGCAAGGCUAACUUGCAUCAUCAAAUGUCCAGUUUGGUCUGAAAAUUAUGCAUCUUUUCAUGUUUGGAUAACUGGAGCUGAUUUCUUUUUCUUUUUUUUGUAAUAUUGUGUUUAAAUGUUGGAUUUUGUCUUUAGUAGGAAACUGAACCAUAACAGCUACGUCUCACAUGAAGGUAUGAUAUAUAGAUAUAUAUUUUAAACCGCAUUUGCUUGAGUGAUAAUAUUUAGUAUUUGCUAUACUUGGUCGCUGUCAGAUAGAAUCACUUUAUAAGCACAUUUGUCAUGUGAAAGGUGCGGUAUGACUGGAAGUAUGGUGCCUUCAUUCAGCGUCGUUUCGUACCCAUGUUGGUGACAUUUGCACAAUUUGUAUGAAUUUAACCUCUUGAUAUGUUGUACAGAAACAGUAAAUAUUUCUGGAUGUUUUAUUUUGAUCAAAGGUGUGCAUGUGGCGUUUGAGUGAUGUGGUUUUUUUCCCCCCCAUUCCGGUCGGUGGUUGUAAAAGCCUUCUUGUAAAUGAUCCACAUCAGUCAAAUGCUAAUUUGUUCUCUCAGGUGAUUUCAUAUUGGCCCACGAUGUUUUCAAUGAAUAUACCGUUUAAAAAUGUGAAGCAAUGCAUUUCUCAUCUUGGUUUUCUUAAGUUGAUUUUAAUGUGUCUUGUUAAAAACAUUAAAAAGCUGUUGUACUCUUU